AUGUUGUCCGAGUUCCGAAUAGUUAGGGCUGUCCGAGCCGAAUCCCUGUCGAUUAUUCUCUUCACCUACUCCCUUUCAUAUUCUUCGUUUCAUCCGCCAUCACAAGUAACUGGUCGAUCAGUUCCUCAACUGCAAAUCUCUUCAUCUGGCCAUAUAGUCGAUGUCAGCAUCGUCGACAGUACCGCUCGCAUCACAAUCCCGCUGCAGGCUUGCAUAAAGGAUCCUCUCCAGGCAACGACUGCAGGGCCCGGCGUACACGUUCCUGGUAGAACAUCCCUCCAGCAAGAAUACUCUUUCUAUCUCGGUGCUUGCAAGGGUGCCGAUGGGUUCGCGUCCACCGUGCUCAAUGCAGCCAAGGUGAGAAUCCCCUCGACGUGGUGGAUGAUAUCGCAGGGAUCUUGGAACAUGGUCGAGUGGUCACUGGCAUCGCCCACCUUUCCUUCGACGACGGGGCUUGCGGUAGGUCCAGGAUUCAAAGAUGCUCUGCUUCCUGGCUACCCUGCCAAUCCUGAACCUCGAAUCCUCGAUACGAACUAUCAGAGCCGCGAGCUGCGCGAAGUAAACUUCGAUCAAGGCCUCCAACUCGGCCGGUUCCGCCGCACACCUUCAGCCACAUCUGCUCCUAGCCCGAACCACCUCAUCCGCAUUCAUCUUCAUGGGCGCCGAUACCUGCCACCACUAUGGCUCCUUUCGUCCUACAAACACGUAUCCUCGCCCGAUCAAAUCUCACCAUUGCCAUUCUCUAAUCCGCGCAUCUAG
Messenger RNA from Aspergillus steynii IBT 23096, 759 nucleotides. RefSeq lists its product as uncharacterized. Bases 1 to 759 code for a protein of 252 amino acids. The record is from RefSeq and is a predicted model, not a curated record. Lineage: Eukaryota; Fungi; Ascomycota; Eurotiomycetes; Eurotiales; Aspergillaceae. The transcript is spliced from 4 exons.